This is a messenger RNA of Symbiodinium necroappetens, 3606 nucleotides long. NCBI's taxonomy places the organism in Eukaryota, Dinophyceae, Suessiales, Symbiodiniaceae. The record is from the annotation of a GenBank genome assembly.
AUGGGCGGCCUAGCCAUGCAACUUCUGGGCGACUGCGUGGAGGCACAGCCUGACGACCUACAGAAAGCCAAGGAGCUCCGGGAGCAAGCCGGGCUGGGAGACAUCUCGGCUUCUGCGCAAGCUUUGGAGCAGCUUCCCGAUGUCAUUAUCGACGAAGGCACCUUCAAGUACGUUCUGCUGCGCGUCACAGCAGCGAGUGGAGAGAGAAAAUAUCUUGUCCGUGGCACCCUGGGUGCUGAGUUCCACAAAGAUGUGGCACUGCCCUACCUCCGGGCGUACCUCAAGGACGGCUUCGGCGUAGAGAUCCUGGGUGGCGGCCGAAUCUUGCACGAUGUACCGAGGGGCUUCCUGAAGAUCUACGGCUUCUCCUAUGGGUUUCCCUGGGCCGAUGGCGCUGGGCACGAGAUCUCUGCCGAGGUCUGCAGAGAGUUCUUUUCCGGCUACGAGGCGGGUCAGAUGCACCGCAUCCGCUCCAAGACGCAACGUUGCUUCAGCUCGGUAGUUUGCACAGAUCUCAUCUUCAUGCGCCGCCUAGAGCCCUCAAUUGAGAAGUACAAGUGUAACCUCCAUCACGUGGAGGUUUCUGGACUCACAGAUGUCGCUCGACCCCAGUCUAUCUUCAAGGCCGAUAAGGACUGCGGGCGUGACUUGCACCAGAUCUGCAGGGGUGCUUUGGUAGCCACGGUGGAGGAGCAGCGCCGCGACGAGGCUUUCAUGGAGCGCCUGCAAAGGCUGGCACGGGAGGCAGUGCAUGCGGCGCUGACCUGGCCCUUCCUCGAGGACCACCGGCGGCUUAUCUGGGCGGCCGUGCUGCAGUUCAACGCUGUGCCGACCCAGGACUUGCCACCCUGGUUUUUCGAGCAGAAGAACUUCACCCGCCGGCACCUAGGCGUGGACCUUUGCAGCCUGGAUGGAAAGAGGGCGAUUCUUUGUCGGGUGGACAACGCCACGCUGCAGGAUGUGAAGAGGUUUCUGCGGACGGCAAGAUGCAUGGGUGAGGCUCCGCAAUGCACGCUCUGGACUCUCCGCGGCUGCAAGAUCCCCGGCGACUCCAAGAGGUGCCUGCGCAAGUACGGCUGCCAGUGCAAGAUCCUCACCAAGACGAGGCUGCGCAACCUCAUGCAGGAGUCCGCCUCGGAAGCGCGUGAAUCCGGCGAGGUGCCUCUUGGAGGCGGCACAGCACCGGAUCCGCCCUUGCGGCCCUGCCAGGAGGCCUGCCUGGAGGCGUGCGCCAAGGGAGCCCGGGUCAUCGAGAUGGCCUGCGGCACCGGGAAGACGCGCGUGAUCCGGGAGCUGGCGGCGAAGCAGACGGGCAAGGUCUUGGUUACGGUCCCUUCGCGGAUUCUGUUGGAGCAAUUCGCUCAAGAGAUGCCAGGCUUCUGCAAGCUGGGCACCAAAUACAACAGCAAGAUUGACAUGGCAUCACGGCUGUUCGUCGCUGUAAGCGAUUCUGUGCGGCUUCUGAAGAAGCUCGAAUUCGAGGCGGCUUUUGUCGACGAAGCUCAUCACCCAUUGCCACCAGGAAUGCCAAGCUGCGAAGAUCUUUUCAAGUUUUCGGCGACACACAAGGAAGGAGUGGAUUUUAGGUUUAGCUUGGGUGAAGCGAUCGAGCAGGGAGUCUUAUGCGAAUACGACCUCACGGUGCCUGUGACCACAGAAGGCCAUCCCUACGUUUGUUUAGCCAACCUGUUGCUGUCACAAGCUGGACGAUUUCGACGGGUGCUCGCAUACUGCAACUCCAUCGCAGAAGCUAAGCGUUUCCAGCAGGUGUUGGAGAUUACGGGGUUGGCAGCGUGGCACAUCAACGGGCAUGCCACUCGCAAAGCACGAGAGCGAGUUAUGCACGAGUUUUCGGGUGAUCUGAAGAAGCCCUUGCAUGUACUCGUGACGGUCCAAGUGCUGGGCGAAGGCGUCAAUAUUCCGAAUGCCGAUACCUGCAUGUUCGUGGAGCCACGCAGCAGCUACGUGAGCAUCAUCCAAGCCAUCGGCCGGGUGUUGCGGCCACACUCGACCAAACCCUUGUCUCACAUUGUUCUGCCCGCGAUUGCGGUCCCUUCCAUGCCCACGCCCAACACAGACGGAGCCAUUAGUCGUGUUUUGGACGAGAUCGCGAAGAGUCCCGAGUCCGAUGCACGACUGUCUUCCUCUGUUGUGACGGCGGAGCGUGUCCAUGACGACCCUCUGGAACUCCCGGUGCCUCUGGGCAGGUCGGCAGCUGGCGGUCCAGAAGAGCUUUCAAGGGAUGUCGAACGUCGAAGUGAGCCUGAGCCAAACGAGCAUGUUACCAAUGCUCUGGGGAAUUCGUCUCCCGGACUCCAGACGGAUGCCCUCACCGAUGGUGCUGGCGAGUGGCCGUCACUAGCUUGCGCUGAACUUGCCACCAACGGAAAGGGACGGACUGGCCAAGUUUGCAGCGAGGCCGACACAGCAACACAGACGAAUUCUCAAACUGGAUCGUGCAGCAAGCGAGGCAAUUCUACGAAUGAAAGAUCUGUCAGUUUAUUCGCGACUGAAGCGACGGCACAGCUGUCACAUGCUAGAGUUGUGGUCGAGGACCCCAUGCUGACGUCGAACCCAAGCGCAGCCCCGACACCUUUGUCGCAAUACUACCAACAGGAUGCACAGCUCCAUCGGCUAGAAGCUGCAAGCAUGCCACCAACAGCCGCUUCGAAGCUGAAGUUUAAGACGAGACCAGGCGACAGUCUUGUUGGGAACGGCCAUGCUAACCAGCUCGACAGGUUUUUGGAGGCAAUAGCUCGGGCGGACAGGCGAUUUGCUGAUGCAGACCUUAAGCAUUUGAAGUCUCGUCUCUGGGUGAUGGACUGCAGGCUGCAACAACCCCUGUUACAGAAGCUGCUAGUCAGCAACGUGCAGUAUCAGUUGGCCCUGAUCCUGCAGCAGUGCGAUGCAUGGGAUCUGAAUCUGCGAGCCGUCGAACAACAUGCGCGAAACCGCGGCAGGCUGCCACGGCAGCGAAGCGCUGACCCGGAGGAGAUGCGCUUGGGUAGUUGGCUGCAGCAGGUUGGCAUCGCGCUGGGAAGGCAAAAGCUUGCGGCGACCAGGGUGCAGAAGCUUUCCAAUUCUUCAUGCAUCAGUUUGAGAUUCCGCUUGGCGAAGUGGCUGGAGGCGGAGAGUCCUUUCGAGCGAUGCGUGAAGAUGGUGCGGCAGUUUGUUCAGCUUCAUGGCAGGAUGCCAACAAACCUCAAAACGAGUUCCAGACAAGAGAGCAGUUUGCUUUGGAACCUGCGAGGUUUUGUUGCACACAUAAACAAACAACGUGAACAGCGCCUUCAGUAUCUGGAAAAUCAGGGGCCCAUUAUCGCUCAGUGGGCGAGGUCAAUGCGAGCACGACAGCUCAGUCUCUCCGCAACCCUAUGGAAUCGACAGUUUGGCCGCCUGAUUGAGUUCCUAGAGACGAAGAAUAAGGUGCCAACACCAGGAGCGGGCCCUGGCCGGGAGCAUGCUUUAUACUGUUGGUUGUUGAAACAGCGAUCAUACCUGCAUCAGCUCCCGUCGGAGUUCCGGGAAAAGUUGCUCGACUGCCACCAGGCAGUCGCAUGUUUCCUGCAGGCCGAGGGAGGUCGCCGAGCCUCAAAAGACCUUUGA